CUGAGUGUCGGGCUCGCUGACUGGAUGGUUGCUUGUGGCGCGCGGAGGAGCUGUUUGUGGUUGGAGCCGAGCGCGUUUGGCGGGGUGUCCGCCGCAGCUGUAAUGUGGAGCGGUCAUGGUGAGGGUGGCUUUGAGAGUGGCUAUGGAGGGCCUGCAAUUGGUGGAGGAUACUCACAGUCCCCAGGUGGGUUUGGAUCUCCUGCAGCCACCCAGGGAGAAAAGAAACAGCGAUCCCGUUCUCAGAAUAUUGUGCCAUGUACAGUGUCUCAGUUAUAUGCUGCUGAGCAGAUUGAUGAGACAUUCAAGAUCCGAGAAGUAGAGAUCUCUCAGGUUGUUAUCAUGGGGAUAAUCAGACAGGCAGAGAAGGCACCAACCAACAUCCUCUACAAAAUAGAUGAUAUGACUGCAGCCCCGAUGGAUGUCAGACAGUGGGUUGAUACUGAUGAGGCAGGGAGUGAGAAUGUGGUGGUGCCCCCAGGAACUUACGUGAAAGUGGCUGGUCAUCUUCGAUCGUUCCAGAAUAAGAAGAGCCUGGUAGCAUUUAAGAUCAUGCCCCUGGAAGAUAUGAAUGAGUUCACCACACACUUAUUGGAAAUCGUCAACGCACAUAUGGUCCUCAGAAAAAGCAUCAUGACAACAUCAAAAACGCCUCAGUCUCUGGGCUCCUUUGGGAUGGGUGAUAUGGCAAGCUAUGGAUGUGGCAGUAAUGUGCCAGUGAAUGGACUUACAGCACAUCAGAGUCAGGUGUUAAAUUUGAUUAAAAGCUGCCCUGAUCCAGAAGGCUUGAGCCUGACGGAGCUGAAAUCCCUACUACAUAACAUCAAUAUGACAACAAUCAAGCAAGCGGUUGAAUUUCUUAGCAGUGAGGGACACAUCUAUUCCACUGUGGAUGACGACCACUAUAAAUCUACAGAUGCUGAAUAAAGGUGCUUCUGAGAGUUGCCCUAUCUCAUUGGGUUUGGUUCCAUGCAAGCAUCAAUCUAUGCUGCACUUACAGUGUUAUGUGUACAUAUCUUAAAGCAGCUCUACCAAGCUUUUCUCUGCAGAAGGUGAUCUCUGCUACUUACAUCCCUUGAAAGCCACAGUUACUCUGUGAGCAUCCAGAAUUCUCAAAGCAAGAGCAGCAAAGUAAAUGUACAGUAUUCCCCUAAGCAGACUCAAAUAAUAUAAUGAGACAGAGUGACUAAAGCUUAACCAGCUUUUCAGGGGAGAAAUGACCUCUGUGUGAAGAACUGGAAGCUUCAGAGCCUUUGUUCAUCUAGUAUCCUUCUCAUAUAGCACCACUGGUAAGGGGGUGGGAGGGAGUGGGUCUGCCCAGCCUCGUCACUGGCAGAUUGUUCUGAAAUGGCUUCUCAGCGUGGCCAGCCUUCAGCCUCUUUAUGAAUUAAAGAUGGGAUAUUCUUAGAGAGUCUGCCAAGGUACAGUGCUUAAGAAUAGUUGUCUACUUUCUGCACUUCUUACAUCUAUAUUUGUAUUACAGGAUGAUCCUGUUAAUGAAACUUUUGAUAUUCCAAUAAAACUUUUUAGUUUGGGAUGGAUUUGCUUGUGGUGGGCAUUCUCAAAGGCAGAAAAGCUUCCACCUUGAUGGAACUUACCCCUGGUAUAUUCCCUGAACUGAAUAAACAGAUCCUGUACUUUCUCCUCCUGUGAUGGCAAAUGCAUCAAGCCUUUGGAGUAAACUUUUUUUAAAGGGUUAAACUUUCACAAAAAAUGUGAAUACCAUAGAAAGGUCAGAAACUAAAUGUAACACUCCAGGAUUUUUGUCUUUAUUAAAAACAAAGAUAACAUCAGAAGUUCUAAUUCUGCUGAUGACCCAUGUGGAGCUCACUACAUAGUUCAUCAUGUUGAACUUUUUUCCUCUCUUUAAAAAUAAUAAUUUCCUUCUUUAAAAUAAAAAUAAAGUUGCAAAAAUAAAGCACUAAUAUUUAGGAAAUGCCAGAAUUAAGGUUGCCUACAUAAACUUUGCUUCAGCCCCCUUGUGCUUAUGCAUCAUCAUAACUACUUGCAUGACCAUUUUAUAUUUUUUUCCACAGGUUCCCUGCCUCAUUCAGUUAAUGAUGCCCACUGUAUGGGUACCUAGUCAGUAUUUUUUUAUCCUCAUUCAGUGUGGGACCUCAUGCUUAUUUACUGUACACCAUCCAAACCCUGCACAGAAUAAGAAAUUUUCCCAGGGGCAUUUUUUAUGGCAUUCAUUACUGUAGCACCUGUGUGGCACUGAUUACUGAGUGUUAAAGAACUUAGAUGGGGAACUGUGGCCAAGUUUAAGGCCAAAAUUAUUAAGUGCCCAACUUUGGAUGCCCAUGGCCUGAUUUUAUUUCUGAGUGCUUAGUGUUUUUUAGCACUUUAUAUAUUCCCAGCUGUCACUGACUUCAGUAGCAAAAGUGAGUGCUUGGCAGGUCCCGUGUAUCUCAUGUUGGGCACCCAGAACAUGAGGAACACACAGUGACCCUCUGGGAGAAGUUUGGCUUAAGUGACUUGUCCAGCAUUAAGGAAUACCUAUCUGGUGGAGGUGGGAAUGGAGUCAUUUUCCAGGGUAGCAUUCAACUGCUUUAACUAUGAGUCCCCUGCCUUAUUUGCUACUACCCAGCUUCCGCAACAAACAAGGCAGGGGUCCUACAGACAAUAGCUUCCUUCAGUACACAACCCUGAUUGAGUAUCUGAGCAACAUCUGUCCAGUGCACUAAAUGAGGCAGGGGUCCUGUGAUUUAAAAAAAAAAAAAAAAAAAAAAAAAAAAGGGAGGGGGGAGCAGCAUGAUUGGAACUGGGUUGUAAUUAACAAUCUUGAAUCUGGCACUUCUCCAUUUCAAUUGCUUCAAUUUGCAAUCUUAAUGUUUUCUAUGUAGUCUUUUUAUAUGUAAAUGAGAGUAAGGUUUUACUGCUCUUUUGGCACUGCAGAAGCUGUCCAGCUUUGGAAGCUGGAGCUGGAUUAUUGUUCACACAUCAACAGAACUGGCUUUGCCCUCUAGUGUCUUCAGAUUCUGCUCCAUUACACCUGUGCAAGCCCACUGAAUGCAAUAUUCUCUUCAGGUUCUCGUUGCAGCAGAGCUGUGCCAAGGGUAUAAUUUUGAGGACAAGUGAUGUACAGGUAUAACUAGCAGUUUUGGGGGUAUGGACUCUAGUGAUGCAAUGUAGAUAUAUGAAAAUCAAGCUAGUGCAAUAAAAACCCCACAGUGCUGGGUCUCAGCCAACUCAGGUGCACAGCUUGGACUGUUGAACUAAAAAAUUGGGCUUGGGCUGGAGCUGGGCUCUGAGACCCUCUGCCCUAUCACCAAGCUCCAGAUCCCAGUAUGCUUUUAAAGAUUUU
Chelonoidis abingdonii (Abingdon island giant tortoise) is the source of this 3304-nucleotide messenger RNA. Lineage: Eukaryota; Metazoa; Chordata; Testudines; Testudinidae. The record is from RefSeq and is a predicted model, not a curated record.